GUUUCAUUAAGAUCCGUCCAGUUGUUGGUGAGAUAUUUUGCUAACAGGCAGCUUGUUGGCGCUGCUCCAUUCAUUCCAGCCGGAGCUGCCUCAGUCGGAGCUCUAGCGGCCGGACUGGGCAGCAGCUCUUCUUCGUCCUCUUCUUCCUCCUAAAAAAAGUGAAAACCAUCGGCCCGUCGCUGCUUCGGUUGCUUCGUCCUUCCUCUCUUUUUUUCUCUCUCUUUCUUUUUUUCUUUUUAAGUUGUUUUUGCUCCGCGCGUMCGAGCAUGCAGAGCAACGAGCGACACCGAACCCAGGGUCCAGGAGCGGCAUCAUGGACGAACCGGCUGCUUUUAUUCUCCAAAUGCACUUUAUAUUUAUUCAUCUUUAGUCUGGAACUGAAGAGGAGCGAAACGGCGCCGCCGGAGUCCGAUGAUUUCGCUUUUUACCUUGAGGACCACAAGUUGUGCCUCGGGGUGCUGGGCAGCUCCAUGAGCCUGUCGCCCUCCUGCGAGGAGCCCGACCAGCGCUGGAAGUGGGUGAGCCGGAGCCGCCUGUUCAACCUGGGCACGUCGCAGUGCCUGGGCCUGAGCACCGCCAACGCCACCUUCAGCCUCGACGACAAUCCGCUGGCCGCAUACACGUGUGACCGGGAGCCCCCCCGGGUGCAGUGGACCUGGAACUGUGCCGACGUCCUGGACAAACUCAGCAGUUUGAUUCAGUCGCCGUCGCUCCAGAACUCGUCCUCCGCCUCGCCAUCCUCCCCACUGAAGUGGAGACUAUACGGUGAAGAUCAGGACCUGUGCUCCAAAACAUAUCAAGAGAUCUACACCAUCCAGGGGAAUACUCAUGGCCGACCCUGCUACCUGCCCUUCAUGUACGAGGGCCAGUGGUUCCACAACUGCACCAGCAUCGGGCGGGAGGACGGGCACAUCUGGUGCGCCACCACCUACAACUACGACCGGGACCAACGCUGGGGGUUCUGUCCUGUCAAAAGCAACAGCUGCGAGACGUUCUGGGACACGGACCRGCUGACGGACAGCUGCUAUCAGUUCAACUUUCAGUCCACCUUGUCGUGGAGCGAGGCUCGGAUCAGCUGCCAGCAGCAGGGGGCGGACCUGCUGAGCAUCUCCAAGCUGCACGAGCAGACGUACAUCAACGGUGUACUGAACGCUUACAGCACUGCUAUGUGGAUCGGCCUCAAUGAUCUGGACCUCACCGGAGGCUGGCAGUGGUCUGACUCUUCACCGCUCCAAUAUCUAAACUGGGAGCCAGAGCAGCCUAAUCACGCCGAGGAGGAGAACUGCGUCGUGGUCAGAUCCGAGUCGUCCGGUCGUUGGCAGAGCCGCGAUUGUUCUGACGCUCUGCCGUACGCCUGUAAGAAGAGGCCCAACGCCACGCUGGACCCCUUCACCACCGAUUCGUGGGCGGAUGAUCACAAGUAUGAGUGUGAUUUGGGCUGGGAGGCCUUCCAGGCUGGAUGCUACAAGCUCAGCUCAGAGAAGAAUGACUGGAACGCUGCUCAGAMAGCGUGCCAGAAGAUCGGCGCCAACCUGGUCAGCAUCCACACUCUACCUGAGCUGGAGUUCAUCAUGCGCAACCUGAAGAAAGGGCUGGAAGUGGCACAGUCCAUCGUGUUACUGGGUGGGAGAAGAUCUGCUCACCUUCGACGAGGCCAGAAAGUCCUGCGAGGCUCAUGAAGCCGCCCUCGUUACCAUCGCUAACCGGUUUGAGCAGGCCUUCRCUAACAGCCUGGUGUUCGGUCGCUCCGGAGAUGUUUUCUGGAUCGGGCUUCAGAGCCGGGACAGUCACGGCUCCUUCCGCUGGCUCGGCGGAGAUGAGGUGUCCUACACCAACUGGAACCGGGACCAACCAGGUGUUUCACUCCUCCCAGCUGGAGCAGAAGCAGACCUGGCUGCAGGCUCACCUGUUCUGCAGGAAACACGGCGCCAACCUGCUGAGCAUCAGCAGCCCUGAGGAGGAGCAGUUCAUCCUGCAGGUCCUCCACGAGACCUUUGGGGAGUCGGAGGAACACGAGCAGCACUGGUUUUGGAUCGGACUGAACCGCAGGAACCCCAUGGACAACGGCAGCUGGAAGUGGAGCGACGGACUUCCUCUGACGUACCAGAACUUCGGUCGUUACUACUACAACAUCCGGCAGUGUGCCGCUGCCGACCUGGGCACCAUGACCUGGCUGGCCAUGCACUGUGACUCCGACUUAGACUGGAUCUGCAAGAUUCCCCGAGGAAGUGUGGAGAAAGUACCAGAAGUAACUGAAGGUACCAGUUCACCAGAAUGGAUCCCCUUCCAGGAGGCUGAGUAUAAAUUCUUUGACCAUCGCACCACCUGGGAUCAGGCCCAGAGGAUCUGCUCCUGGUUUGAUUCCUCUCUCACCUCGGUUCACUCCAAGGAUGAACAGGCAUUCCUGGCAAACACCUUAGACAAGAUGGUGAAGGUGGAGGGUGAUAAGUGGUGGCUCGGGCUUCACACCUUUGAAAAYGACGGGCGUUUCCGCUGGUCUGACCACUCUGUGCUCAAUUACGUUUCGUGGGCGCUCGGCAGGCCACACCCGCUCAGCCGCGAUCGCAAAUGCGUCCACAUGUCUGCCAGCAAAGGUGACUGGGCCGAUCAGAAGUGUCUCUCUGACCUGCCUUACAUCUGUAAGAGAGUGAACGUUACAGGGACCGCACCUCCAACUCCAUCAGCUCCUCAUUCUCCAUCAGGAUGUCCAGACAAAUGGUUUUCUUACCAACAUAAGUGUUUUAAGGUGUUUGAGUCCAUCCGGGUCACCUGGUCUGCAGCCAAGCUGAAAUGUGAUUCUCAGAGGGGCAUGCUGGCGGUGGUCCCCAAUCAUCUGCUUCAAGCUUUCCUCACCACCCUGUUAAAGAACGUCAGCGUGGACCUCUGGGUGGGGCUGACCUCAGACGCCAACGGCCAGUUCCAGUGGAGCAAGUCCGGACUUCUCAGCUACACCAACUGGGCUCCCGGAGAGCCGCUCGAUAACAGCGGACCCCAUCACAACAAAACGCCGGGAAACUGCGUGGUGAUGAUUCACGGGAACCCAGAGAAGAAAACGGGCAUGUGGGCCUCCCGGGCCUGUGAGAUGGAGAGCAACGGCUUCAUCUGUCAAAGACCACAAGAUCAAAGUCUGCCCCCGGCUCCGCCCCUCAUCCCCGGCUCRCUGUCGAAGCCCCUGGAGCUGGGCGGGGUCACGUACCGGGUCGUGAGGAAGCGGCUGGACUGGACCGGCGCCCUGUACCUCUGUGAGUCUUUGAACGGGACCCUGGCCACCGUGACGGACCCCUUCCAGCAGGCCUAUCUCUCACUGCUCAUCAACAGCCUGCACCAGCCGGCCUGGAUCGCUCUCUACAACUACGGAGCAGGGGGCUGGUGUGGAACGAAGACACGGAGAUGACGUUCACCAACUGGGAGUCGCACAACGUGGCGUUCUCCGUGCUUUCCAUCAACUCCUGCUUCUGGAUCCAGAGCAACAGCGGCCUGUGGAAGCCCGGCUCCUGCAGGAACCGCACACACGGGGUGAUCUGCAAACGGCCUCGCAGUGCUGAGUUGCCRUCAGGAAAACUGGAUGCUGACCACCUGCCCACUCUGAUCGUCGUCAUGGUGACGGGCCUGGUGCUGGCGCUGCUGAUCGGGACGGUGGUCUUCYUGUACCGCCGGCGAGCCGUGGGGUCGCGGGGCUCCUACGAGGGGGCCCGGUACAGCCGCACCAACUCGGGCCUGGCCGAGCAGGCGGAGAAGAACAUCCUGGUGUCCGACAUGGAGCUGAACGAGCAGCCCGAGUAGCUCCGCUCGCACCCCCCCGGACCCCGACCGACCGGACCCCACCUCGCACAGGAGAGGCUGAUUUCAAUGAGCUGACUCAAAUUCCAACGUGCUUUUUACUCUUUUUAAACCACAAAGAAAUGAUAUUUUUAAAGUGCUGAAAGGCUGUGCAGAGCGCAGCAGAGCUGUAAAGUUUUUUAACUGAUUCUCCAACUUUACAGUUAGAUUCUUCCUUUUUCACACAAAAGACCCUGAUGCCCACCCCGAACAGUUUUUAUGCAGCCAACAAAAAAAAAAAACUGAAUUUUUAUAAAAAAAUAAAUAAAAUGCCAAGGUUCUUUUUA
Austrofundulus limnaeus is the source of this 4106-nucleotide messenger RNA. It is a transcript of the gene mrc2, whose product is annotated as mannose receptor, C-type 2. The record is from RefSeq and is a predicted model, not a curated record. Lineage: Eukaryota; Metazoa; Chordata; Actinopteri; Cyprinodontiformes; Rivulidae.